Aspergillus fischeri NRRL 181 is the source of this 201-nucleotide messenger RNA. RefSeq lists its product as uncharacterized. The transcript is spliced from 2 exons. NCBI's taxonomy places the organism in Eukaryota, Fungi, Ascomycota, Eurotiomycetes, Eurotiales, Aspergillaceae. Bases 1 to 201 code for a protein of 66 amino acids. The record is from RefSeq and is a predicted model, not a curated record.
AUGAAACCCCUCACCUACCUCUCCCUCCUCCUCAGCAUCUCUGCAACCACUACCCUCGCCGCUCUCCGCCCAGACGCAACCCCCGAUGAGGUCGCCGCGGCGAAAGCUGAGUGCGGGUCCCUGGGUGUGAUGAGGAUUGACCCAGCAGAGCUGCCUGAGGGUGUUAUGAUGUCUGACGUCCGCAUUCUAGCUGGAGGAUAA